Messenger RNA from Tachyglossus aculeatus (Australian echidna), 1997 nucleotides. It is a transcript of the gene SKAP2, whose product is annotated as src kinase associated phosphoprotein 2. Gene Ontology annotation, cellular component: plasma membrane; cytoplasm. NCBI's taxonomy places the organism in Eukaryota, Metazoa, Chordata, Mammalia, Monotremata, Tachyglossidae. The transcript has 13 exons. The record is from RefSeq and is a predicted model, not a curated record. The coding region runs from base 35 to 1111 and encodes 358 amino acids. Gene Ontology annotation, molecular function: protein binding.
CGGUGCCCUUUGCCCGGGGCCCCCUGCAGGCACCAUGCACAGCCCCAGCCUCGCCUCCACCUCCCCUGUCCCGGACGACGUUAGGAACCUGUUGGCAGACCUUGAAAUAUUCAUAGGUGAUACUCUGAGAGGAGAAAAUUUAUCCAAGAAAGCAAAAGAAAAGAAAGAAUACUUGAUUAAGAAGAUAAAAGAUGUAAAGCUUACUUACUCCCAAGAAUUCCAGGAAAAAGGUGAAACAGAAGAUGGAGAAGACUGUGAUGAUCCUUUUCCUGGGCCUCCGGAUAAUCUCUCAAUGACAUCAGACCGAUACGAUAAAGAGGAUGAAACACCCUCUGAUGGAAACCAGUUCCCUCCCAUUGCGGCUCAGGACCUUCCCUUUGUCCUAAAGGCUGGCUACCUUGAAAAACGCAGGAAAGAUCACAGCUUCCUUGGAUUUGAGUGGCAAAAGCGCUGGUGUGCUCUCAGUAAAACGGUUUUCUAUUACUAUGGAAGCGAUAAAGACAAACAACAGAAAGGUGAAUUUGCUAUAGAUGGAUACACCGCCAGAAUGAAUAAUACCCUGAGGAAGGAUGGAAAGAAAGAUUGCUGUUUUGAAAUCUGUGCUCCUGAUAAACGCAUCUAUCAGUUUACGGCAGCUACUCCCAAAGAUGCUGAGGAAUGGGUACAGCAAUUGAAGUUUGUGUUACAAGACAUGGAAUCUGAUAUCAUUCCAGAGGACGAUGAUGAAAGAGGUGAAUUAUAUGAUGAUGUGGAUCAUCCUCCUCCAAUCAGUAGUCCACCAAAACGCAACCAACCAAUAGAUGAUGAAAUUUAUGAAGAACUUCCAGAGGAGGAGGAAGACAAUGCUCCCCUGAAGGUGGAAGAACCAAGGAAGAUAAACCAAGAAAAUGUGAGCCACUCUUCAGGAGAUAAAAACACUGAUUAUGCUAAUUUCUACCAAGGUUUGUGGGACUGCACUGGAGCUGUUCCUGAUGAGUUGUCAUUUAAACGGGGUGACAUUAUCUACAUUCUCAGCAAGGACUACAAUAGAUUUGGCUGGUGGGUAGGAGAAAUGAAAGGAACCAUUGGCUUGGUGCCUAAAGCCUACAUAAUGGAGAUGUAUGAUAUUUGAGAGUCCUGGGAAAAUCCUACAGUUUCAGCUGAAGAACAGGAAGGAGAAAUGCAGCUCACUCUUUCUGCCUGCAGAAGGGGAAUAGUCUACUCUGUCAGCAGAUGCUGAGGAUUUAGUAAGAUCAUCAUCGCCACAUGAGUGACAGCAUCUAACCUUUCUUUUCUUUGGUUUGCUGUGCAUCGUCAAUAUUUUCCUUCAAUCGUUCAUCUUUAACUGUCAUUGUAUGCAGUUGCUCAUUACUAUGUUCCCGUGAUAUGAAAUUAAAUGAUAGGUAUUAAUAUUAAUAAGGCACAAGAAGAAAAGUUAUACCUGUUGCUAUUUUGCAUAAUAAAGAUUAGAGGUGGCUUUUAUUUAUUAUCUGACAUACAUAAGUGGAUCAGUUUUUUUUUUGUUUAGAUGUCGACUUCCGCAGCACCAUUUCACGAAGAGUGGCAAUGGAUGGUAAAAUCUAUUAAUCCACGCUGUAUUCAUUUUUGUGAAUGUAAUGUGUAAUCCCAUUGAAACUUCAAUUUAAUCUAUCUAAAUGAUACAGAUUUUUAGGCAGACACCAUGCAUCUAAGAGAAUGUGUUUGCAUUGAAGCCCUGUGAAUGAUUUAUUUUAGUAUUUAUCUUACACGCAGUGGUGACAUUUUAUCAUGAAAGAAUUUAUGCUUUUUAAAGGCAAAUUUACAUCAUGUUAAAUGUGGCCACAAGAGGAAAAAAACACCGGAAUUGAAAAUGGCAAUAUACUGUCGGCAUUUACAAGAUGUGUUGCUGAAUAAGGACGCAAAGCAUUCUGUCAGUAAAGCAAUCUGGUUAUCUGUAAUGGGACUGCUGAAAUGUUGGUGCCAAUAGCGUUAUUUUCAUUUUGUUCAUUCAAACCAUUAAAGCCUCCAUUCUCAUCACA